Populus trichocarpa (black cottonwood) is the source of this 1312-nucleotide messenger RNA. RefSeq names its product SNAP25 homologous protein SNAP33. Gene Ontology annotation, molecular function: SNAP receptor activity. NCBI's taxonomy places the organism in Eukaryota, Viridiplantae, Streptophyta, Magnoliopsida, Malpighiales, Salicaceae. The record is from RefSeq and is a predicted model, not a curated record. The transcript has 6 exons. Gene Ontology annotation, cellular component: plasma membrane; SNARE complex. Bases 219 to 1136 code for a protein of 305 amino acids.
UAGUAGACCAGACCGUUUCUUCUUCUGCAGUUCACCUUCUCUUACUUUGCUGUUCCCCCGCGUUGAAAUUGCUCUCUUUAUAAAAACAAGAAGAGAUGCUUUGGAUUUCCAUCGUCCUGCUACCUUCUCCUGCAUUAAUCUUUCUAUCGAUAAUACGGAAUCUUAAUUGAUUUCUUACCAUCUGCCUUAUUAAACUCUUCAUUACACUCAUUCACAGAAUGUUUGGUUCAAAGAAAUCUCCCUUGAAGAUUUCUGAGCAUAACAAGGCUGACCCUGAAUGUCCUGCUCCUUCUCGGUCAAACCAUUUUGAAUCUGAGAAUGCGGUGGGCACCAAGAAAUCCCUUAAACCACCAAGGAAAACUUCUUCUGAACCCAAUCUAACUUCACCCAAUUUCCGCACCAAUCCUUUCGACAAUGAUGAAGAAAGAGGGUUGUCUUCUUCAUCUACAUAUUCCCUUGCUUUAUCCACAAGACAUAAGUACAAAAAUGAUUUCCUUGACUUGGGAGGACUAGAGAAUCAACCAGUUCAAGAAUUGGAGAAUUAUGCUGUUUACAAGGCUGAGGAGACUACAAAAGCAGUAAAUGGCUGCUUGAAGAUUGCUGAAGAAAUGAGAGAGGGUGCAACGACAACUUUGAUCACCUUGCAUCAACAGGGUGAGCAAAUCACCAAGACCCACAGUGUUGCGGUUGAGAUAGAUCAUGAUCUUAGUCGGGGUGAGAAGCUUUUGGGAAGUCUUGGGGGCAUGUUCUCUAAAACUUGGAAGCCGAAGAAGAAUCGUGCAAUUAGAGGCCCUGUUAUCACAAGAGAUGCUUCACCUCGAAGGAGGGGUAACCACUUGGAGCAGAGGGAGAAAUUGGGUUUGAAUCUUGCACCCAAGGAACGGUCAAGCACGAAAACACCCCUUCCGGAGACAGCCAACGCAUUUCAGAAAGUUGAGUUUGAGAAGUCAAAGCAAGAUGAUGCACUGUCUGAUUUGAGUAAUGUUAUAGGAGAGUUGAAGAAUAUGGCUGUUGACAUGGGGGCUGAAUUUGACAGGCAAGUCGGCGCUCUGGAUCACGUCCAGGAUGAUGUGGAUGAGCUAAAUUCCCGUCUUGGGGGAGCAAAUAAACGUGGCCUUCAUUUACUUCGAAAGUAGAGGAUAGGUUGUGAUGGUUGCCUGCAGUACUGAUCUGCUGAUGUCGGUCUCCCUCUUUCACUGUUAUUCUUUCUGCAUGUAUAAACUUGGAAUUCGAUGCUCUUAACCGAUAUGCAAAUACUUUGUAAUUUAAACAGUUGGUAUCUGGCAAUAUAUCCCAGUGAGACUUUUCCCAA